Molecule: messenger RNA, 1866 nt
Organism: Musa acuminata subsp. malaccensis (wild Malaysian banana)
Lineage: Eukaryota; Viridiplantae; Streptophyta; Magnoliopsida; Zingiberales; Musaceae
Product: probable diaminopimelate decarboxylase, chloroplastic
Cellular component (GO): chloroplast
Molecular function (GO): diaminopimelate decarboxylase activity
Source: RefSeq, a predicted model, not a curated record
UAUGUGCACGCAGAUGGACCCAUCCCAUCAUCCGGCACGGUCGCUUACUCUGCUUGUACGAGGGCAAUGGCGGCGGCUCAACUCCUCUCCUGCCCAUCUGGUUCCCCCCAAAUCUAUCGAAUCCCUAACGCCUCUACCUUCCACUCUAAACGCUUCCCCCGAUUCCCGGCUCGCUCCCGUUCUAGAACCCUAACAUUGCAGGCUAGCGCCUCUCGAAUCCCCCCUGCCGCGGCCUCCUCUGCUGCUGCUGCUGCCCCCGCAGCGGCGGCGGGUUUCCGCCACUGUUUCUCCAAGGGCGAGGAUGGGUUCCUCUACUGUGAGGGCGUCCGCGUCGAAGAUGUUAUGGAGGCGGUGGAGAGGAGCCCCUUCUACCUCUACAGUAAGGAUCAGAUCACGAGGAACUUUGAGGCUUACAAGGCGGCCCUUGAGGGAUUGAAGUCCGUCGUUGGGUACGCCAUCAAGGCUAAUAACAAUCUCAAGAUCUUGGAGCACCUCAAGGGCUUGGGUUGCGGUGCUGUGCUCGUCAGUGGGAACGAGCUCAGGCUUGCCUUGCGAGCCGGAUUUGAUCCCACCAGGUGUAUAUUCAAUGGAAAUGGGAAGCUGUUGGAGGACCUUGUUUUAGCUGCUGAAAAAGGAGUUUUUGUGAAUGUGGAUAGUGAGUUUGACUUGGAAAACAUUGUGACCGCAGCAAGAGUCGUAGGAAAGAGAGUCCCUGUUCUGCUCAGGAUUAACCCAGAUGUAGAUCCACAGGUCCAUCCUUAUGUUGCCACCGGAAACAAGACUUCCAAGUUUGGUAUCCGAAAUGAAAAACUGCAGUGGUUCCUUGAUGCUGUCAAGACACAUUCAAGUGAAAUCGAUCUUGUAGGAGUCCACUGUCAUCUUGGAUCAACUAUUACCAAGGUGGAUAUAUUUAGAGAUGCUGCGAUUCUAAUGGUGAAUUUCAUUGACCAAAUUCGAGCACAAGGCUUCCAGUUGGAGUACUUGAAUAUUGGUGGUGGUCUAGGAAUUGACUACCAUCAUACUGGUGCAGUCCUUCCAACACCACUGGAUCUCAUAAACACUGUGAGAGAGUUGGUACUUUCUCGGAAUCUUACUCUGAUCAUUGAACCUGGAAGAUCACUUAUUGCCAAUACUUGCUGCUUAGUUAACAGGGUAACUGGUGUUAAAACCAAUGGCACAAAAAAUUUUAUAGUGAUUGAUGGCAGCAUGGCGGAGCUCAUCCGACCGAGUCUCUAUGGAGCAUACCAGCACAUAGAGCUGGUUUCUCCGCCUCUACCCAAUGCUGAAACUUCAACCUUCGAUGUUGUGGGGCCUGUAUGUGAGUCUGCAGACUUUCUGGGGAAAGAUAGAGAGCUUCCUACACCAGCUAAGGGAGCUGGUUUAGUUGUUCACGAUGCUGGUGCAUAUUGUAUGAGCAUGGCCUCAACCUAUAACCUUAAGAUGCGACCUCCAGAAUAUUGGGUGGACGAUGGCUCUGUGGUGAAGAUUAGGCAUGGGGAAACGAUUGAGGAUUUCGUGAAGUUCUUUGAUGGGCUGUAAUCUUCAGUCAAAGAUUUGCUUGCAAUGCAUCAAUAGGUUGCCUGUGCACUCGUUGGAUCCACGACUUGGAUUGCAUUACAGUUUAUCAGUUAAGCACGUUACAUAUUCUCAACAGAGACAUUCAACACGGUGUAUUGCGUCGUCAACUCAGUUUCUCUGAUGUAUCGUUGCAAGCAACAGAAGGUAAGAUAAAUAAGUGGGAAAAAUAACAGAAAUUUAUGUCAGUUGGUUUGAUGUUUGUAGUUGCAUUUUUGUCGAGAUCGUGAUGUUUUGGGCACGUUUGGAUCGGUGAGUUAUAUUUCAGUAAAAUACAUUGGUGAUUUAUAA